Molecule: messenger RNA, 615 nt
Organism: Sclerotinia borealis F-4128
Lineage: Eukaryota; Fungi; Ascomycota; Leotiomycetes; Helotiales; Sclerotiniaceae
Source: the annotation of a GenBank genome assembly
AUGGCCAACGAGCUUUUUAAAAACGAUUGCUACGUAGCAUUAACUCAUGAACAUAUUGAUGCCAAAGUUAUGAUGGAUAAAGUUCGAAGCCCCAAGGCAGGAGCCAUCGUUCUCUUUGCAGGUACUACACGAGAUAACUUUGAUGGGAAGCCAGUUAAAGAGCUUCAAUAUACAUCAUACGAGCCACGUGCUUUACAGAGCAUGCUCAACAUCUGCAAAGCAAUCUCUCAAAAGUACUCUCUAACAUCUAUUGCCAUGAUUCAUCGUCUGGGAGUGGUACCUAUUGGAGAAGAAAGCAUUUUGAUUACAGUGUCGUCACCUCAUCGUCAAGCAGCUUGGAGGGCAGGUGAAGAAGCACUCGAGGAAUGUAAAGAUAAGGUGGAGGUGUGGAAGAAAGAGGAAUUUGGUGGCGAGGAGGGCGGUGUUUGGAGAGCAAAUCGUGAUGGUGCUGUUGGUGAGCGGGUGGAUGAAGAUGAAGAUGAAGAUGAAGAUGAAGAUGAAGAUGAAGAAAAGAAGAAACCGGAUAUGGGAUCUCAUGGUCCGAUAUUAAGACUGAAACGACCGGGAGAGCAUGGGCAUGGACCGGUGGUAAGAGACCACCAGCUUGGCUCUUGA